Messenger RNA from Ictalurus punctatus (channel catfish), 2340 nucleotides. Its product is annotated as dual specificity phosphatase 26. The record is from RefSeq and is a predicted model, not a curated record. The coding region runs from base 186 to 779 and encodes 197 amino acids. Gene Ontology annotation, biological process: negative regulation of MAPK cascade; protein dephosphorylation. Gene Ontology annotation, cellular component: cytoplasm. Lineage: Eukaryota; Metazoa; Chordata; Actinopteri; Siluriformes; Ictaluridae. The transcript has 4 exons. Gene Ontology annotation, molecular function: protein tyrosine/serine/threonine phosphatase activity; MAP kinase phosphatase activity.
CUCCUCUACAGGCUGCAGUGACACUUAUUACGCAGUCCAAUAUGAGUCACUAAAAUAUGUCGGAUCCAUGUCUUCGUAGAGGAUCUUCAGAAUCGGAAAGGACGAACAAAGCGAACAAAGCGAUAUUUUUGUCGUUUGUUUCGAAACGGAAGUGCAUGGAAGAACACCACUAACAAUCAGCGCAGAUGGCGUUUAUGUCUAGAUUCUCCCGAUCUCGAAGCAAUUCAAGGUCUCCUAGCAGAAGGGAUUCAGAAAAAGGGUGUCCUGUAUUGAGCAUCGCUGAACUUGAACGUCUCCUGUACACUGGAAAAACAGCUUGUAAUCAUGCCGACGAGGUUUGGCCGAGACUCUACAUUGGAGACCAGGACAUUGCCUCAAACCGCCAGGAACUUAUAAAGCUUGGGAUCACACACAUCCUCAACUGUGCACAGAGCAAAUGGCGAGGUGGUGCGGAGUACUAUGAGGGAAUGAAUAUCACCUACCAUGGUAUCGAGGCCCAUGACUCUCCCUCUUUCGAUAUGAGUGUCAACUUCUACCCUGCUGCAGAAUUCAUUCACAAAGCUCUCAGCAUGGGAGGAACAGUGCUUGUGCACUGUGCAGUUGGGGUGAGUCGCUCAGCAACUCUGGUGCUGGCUUACCUUAUGAUUCGACAGAACAUGACCCUAGUAGAAGCCAUUAAGACGGUCAAGGACCACCGAGGUGUCACCCCCAACCGAGGCUUCCUCCGGCAGCUCAGUGGCCUAGACAGCAUUCUUCGCGCCAGUCGAAAGACAACCUAAAACCACCGGUAAACUCUGGACUCCCAGUACAAACUCAUUGCAUAGGCCAAUGUGUGUACAUGUAGUACCAUCAUUCACACUGUUGUUCUGUGAUCAGUAGAAAUGCCUUACUACAUUAAGACCUCUUGAGGUGUGCAUACUGCCUUAUUCAGCAUUAACCCUAACAUUUUGUUCAAAUGACCAGAUCACUGAGCUUCUUUAACCAGUUUGGUUUCACUUUUCUUGAAGUGGGCUUGCAUAAGUAUUUACCCCAUUGAAGUUCUCCACAGUGUUACAACCUGGAAGUAAAAUGAACUAAAUUGGGAUUAUUGUCAUGAAUCUACACAAAGUAGCCCAUUUAAGUCACAAGGGAAUCAACAUAAUUGAUCAAAGUUGUAAAAGUUGUGAGUGUGUAAAUAUUUACCUCAUUGUUGUGAAACUAGUUGCCAGCAGAAGUAACAUUAUUAGUUGAAUGGAGUUGACUUGUGUGCAAUUAAAUCGUCACAUGAUCUCAAUGCCUGGAAGACACCAGAGUUUGUAGAGAACAUAUCUAAACAAACAGCAUCACAAUGACAAGGAACUAUAAAACAUUUUCAAGACAAAAUUCUGGAAUAGCAUCAACUAGGGUUUGGUUAUAUCUAGAAUAUCGCACAGCUAUGACUCUAGAGGUCUCUAGAGGAGGCCGUUCACAGAAUUAGUCAGAGAAGCAACCGAGUGGUCAAUAGAAAGUUCAACAAAGGUGAAUACUUAUACAAGUCUCUGUAAUUCAAAUUCCAAAGCAAACAAGAAACAGUGAAUGAAUUAUUGGUGCAUAUUCAACUAUACAGUGCCUUCCAUAAUAUUGGCACCCUUGGUAAAUAUGAGCAAAGAAGGCUGUGAAAAAUUAACUUUAUUGUUAACCUUUUGAUCUUUUGUUAAAAAGAAUUCACAAAAAUACUCUGCUCUCAUGGAUAUCCAACAAUUGCAAGCACAACACAGGUGUGUAUAUAUAUAUAUAUAUAUAUAUAUAUAUAUAUAUAUAUAUAUAUACAUAUACAUACAUACACACACACACACACACACAUAUAUAUUGUAUAUAUAUUAUACACAUAUAUAUAUUAUUGGCACCCCUAUGAAUUCAUAUGAGAAAUCUAUAUUUGAAGUAUAUUCCCACUGAUAUUUAAAAACAUUUUUAGUACACCUAGGAACUAGUUCAACCAUGAUUUCUUGUUUCACAGGGGUAUAAAUAUGAGGUAACACAGGCCAAAUUCCCUCAUUCAUACUGAUGGAUAAGACCAAGGACUAUAGCAGUGAUGUGUGGCAAAAGGUUGUGAGCUUCACAAAAUGGGAAGUGGCUAUAAGAAAAUAGCACAAGCAUUGAAAAUGGCAGUUUCCACCAUCAGGGCAUUAAUUAAAAAGUUCCAGUCCACUGGAAAUGUUAUGAAUUAAGCUGAAAGAAGAGGUGUGUCUAUAUUGUCUCAAAAAAUCUUCAAGGAUCACAGCUGGAGAACUGCAGAAGUUAGUUGCAUCUUGGGGUCAGAAAGUCUCCAAAACUACAAUCUGAAGUCACCUCCAUCACCACAAGUUGUUUGGAAAGGUUUCA